Molecule: messenger RNA, 2135 nt
Organism: Lindgomyces ingoldianus
Lineage: Eukaryota; Fungi; Ascomycota; Dothideomycetes; Pleosporales; Lindgomycetaceae
Exons: 4
Coding region: 156-1877 (573 amino acids)
Biological process (GO): ubiquitin-dependent protein catabolic process
Cellular component (GO): cytoplasm
Molecular function (GO): ubiquitin protein ligase activity
Source: RefSeq, a predicted model, not a curated record
UUCCAUCGUCGCUCUCAACUCAUCCUUCACUCUCCUGCACUUUCGUCCCAGCUGUCGCUUUCAAGUCUAUCGCUCGCCUGGCUCCACCCACCCGUCCAGCAUGAGCUACACUCCCUGUUCUUCCAAAGCAAUCAUCUGAUGCCCGCGUGUUCGCCAUGACCGCCCAGAGUGUUGGCAUCUUCACCAUCGAGUUCCCGGAUCCGUACACCCUUUCGUAUUACAAUGAUAAAUUCGUGACACUCGGGACCAACAUCUCCUUCCAGUACCCCAUUACUAGCAACAUCCAAACCCUCUCCUCAAAAGCGGUCCAAAGUGGGAACGACCCAUAUGGCAUCCUCUACCUGCCCGAUCUACAAUCAGAUGGCUGCAAGCAGUCGGAGGAGAAUCUGGUGCCCAAGAAUGCAACCCGGCUAAGGAACCUGCCUCAAGGGACCGACUACUCUCUCGUUGCACUUGCGCCAUGGUUUGCACCCAACUGUGUCCUCGAAUACUUCGAGGCUGCACGAGCCGCCCCCGUCAAAGCAUUUUUAGUGUACCAACUGGACCAGGGCAAUGCCAUGCCUCCGUUGAUGAACGAUCCGAGCUGGGGCCUUGAUGACGGUGGCAGAUGGAAAAGCGCGAACCAUUUCCCUGUGUAUGCGCUUUCGUCUAUCAGUGGUAGCAUUGUCAUGGACCAAUUGAGCAAAUACUCUGGGAAUUUGACUGAUGCACCACAUGGCCACGACCUGGCAUCGCUCUUCAGGCCAACUGACUACGUCCGUUUAUGGGCAACAAUAAAUACCAAUUCUGGGAACCAGCUCCCCAGUCUUUGGGUUUUCCUCGUCAUCGUGCUAGGCUUACUCAUCGCCAUCAUUGUAACAACAUCAUGCUUCAUGCAUCUCAUCCAACGAAGGCGCCGAAACGACCUUCGCCAUCGCGUCAUCAGCGGCGAGGUAGAUCUUGAGGCCCUUGGUGUUAAGCGACUUACAGUUCCUCGACAGUAUCUAGAGAAGCUACCUUUAUACGCGUACACUGCUGGACCACGAGAUGCUGAUUUAGAAAAGCAGCUACCCCAACAACCUGCUCCAACCCAUAAUCUUCCAUCCCCUACCAUUGAGGCCGAAACCGGCGUAAAAUCCCUACCUGUAAUUCGCCCCUCGUCAGCCCCAAACGCCUCAACCCUGCAAGUUGGUGCCUUACCAGCCUUUUCUCAGCCAACAUGUCCCAUCUGCCUCGAUGAUUUCGAGCCAAAUGAAUCACAGGUACGCGAGUUGCCAUGCCGCCAUAUUUUCCAUCCAGACUGCGUCGAUACUUUCCUACUCAGUAACUCCUCGCUGUGUCCCAUGUGCAAGAAGAGUGUCUUGCCGAGUGGAUAUUGUCCUGCCAAAAUUACAAACGUCAUGGUACGCCGAGAGCGAAUGAUACGCCGCAUGCGGGCGAGGAGCUCAGCGAACAGAGACUCGAAUACCGCGCAGGGGCCAGUAGCGUCUUUGGCCGCCAAUCCAUCUUGGAGAGGAGUGGGAUCGUUAGGAAGCCGUAUUGGAGGAGCAGUCAUGGGUCGGAGGGUCUUUAGUGCUCCAGUCCGGACUCAACCUCGUCCGCCAGAUAUCGAAAUGGCUGGAGCCGGGCCGCCGUCGAUAAGUAAUAACAGUCCCCCGAACCAUGGGCCGGAGAUACUGCCGGUGGCCCGGCCAUCGCCUGGCAUUAGCCAAGGUGGUACUACGGAAGAGUGUUCGCAACAACCCACAACCCCUCGACAGAACCGGAGAGAAUGGGCACGACAGCGAGCGCUAACUCUGCUUGGACAUCAAAGUGUUCCACCUGAAGUCGAGGAAGAAGAAAAUGGUGCUCCGCGAUGGCGGCGGGGACUGCGGAGAGUCUUUCCUGGGUUCAGGUAGCCUUGGAUUUCAGCGUCCACCGAUCCUUAUCUAUCUCUAACCAUGGGUUAUAUCUAUGAGCGUUACGAACCUGGGAAGGCGCACACCCUUUCGAAUUGAUCUUGCAUUGCAUAAUGGGAGGUCAUUUUCACGGCGUUAAGGUUAAUGGAGGAAAUUAAUGAGGCCACACGGCGACACUUAUCUGCUUUUCUCCUUCUAUAUGAGUGUUGUUCUUGCAGAAGGCUGAUUUAAAACGCCGCCUCACCUGUUCCUUAAAUA